AACUGUAAGAGAUCAUCCCCAGAGUCAGCUGCUUAAGCAGAAGGAGAAAGUAGGAAUGAGAAGAGACCACUUGACAUGGAGGGAUCCCAGGUCUAACAUGAAAGAAAAACCUCCAAAAUUACCAAAACCUUCUCAGCUUUUCCUACUCUGUUAAGCACAUACCGGUACAUCAGCAGUGGAAAGGUGUGUUCUUUGGGUUGAUACAAACAUUGGACAUGGAGGCUUUCCAGGUGCUGUUUGUGCUCCUCCUGACUGCGGCUGCUGCUGAUGGCCAGUCUCUCCACUUUGGCAGGUGCCCCAAUCCUCCUGUUCAAAAGGACUUCAACGUUGCAAAGUAUAUGGGAACCUGGUAUGAAAUAGAGAAGCUCCCCGCUCUGUUUGAAAGAGGAAAAUGUAACCAAGCCUCUUACAGCCUGCUCAGCGAUGGGACCGUCAGAGUUCACAAUGCAGAGCUGCUGUCUAACGGGAAGAUAAAUUCAAUUGAAGGUGUUGCCAAAGUUAAAAACUCAACCCAACCUGCUAUUCUGGAUGUGAGCUUCUUUAAAGGAGUUCCAGAUAGUCCCUACUGGGUGCUCUCCACUGACUACCAGUCUUACUCUCUGGUGUACUCCUGUGCUGAUUACUAUGGCACAUUCCACAUUGACUUUGCAUGGAUCCUGGCUCGCACUCGGUUGUUGAAUAAGGAAGUCUUAAGCCAGUUACAUGAUGAGCUGGUGUCUGCUGGUGUAAGCAUAAACCACCUUGCAGUCAGUGAUCAGACUGGAUGUGAGCGGGCAAAAGCCAAGAUAAAUGAAAGACCCAUCAUUGGAAUACUGGCCCAAGAGAACCGUACCCCAGCUCCAUAUUCUACAGCUUACAUCGCUGCCUCCUAUGUAAAGUUCCUGGAGUCGGCAGGAGCAAGGGUUGUGCCUAUUAUGGUGAACCAGACAGCAGAGCAGUAUGCAAGACUGUUCAACUCAAUUAAUGGGGUCCUUUUCCCGGGUGGAUCUGCGAGCAUUACCUCAUCUGGUUAUCAAAGAUCUGCAAAAAUCUUUUAUGAACUUGCUAUUGAGGCAAACAAGAGAGGCGAUUACUUUCCAGUGUGGGGAACCUGUCUUGGAUAUGAGCAGCUGACCGUUUUGACGAGUGGAGAUAAAUUACUGUCACGUACCAAUACAAGUGGUGUGCCAUUACCCAUGCACUUUACUAAAGAAGCAAAGCAGAGCAGGAUGUUUAAAAGCUUUCCGGCUGAACUCAUGGAAGAUCUGGCAUCCGAACCACUGACAGAACACUCUCACAAAUGGAGUGUGUCAGUGUUGACUCAUAACACAAAUAACGACCUGAAAAACUUUUACAAAGUUCUCUCUACAAAUACGGAUGGAGAAAUAGAGUUUGUGUCAACGGUGGAAGCGUACGAUUACCCGAUUUAUGGGACACAGUGGCAUCCAGAGAAAAAUGCAUUUGAAUGGAGGAGGCCUUAUAUUCCCCAUUCCCCAUCAGCAGUGAAGACCACAUUCUACAUGGCUCAAUUCUUUGUCAAUGAGGCAAGAAAGAACUUUCACAGAUUUGAAUCCGAGGAGGAAGAGAGGAGUGCGCUGAUAUAUAACUACAAUCCUGUUCGCGCUGUGCCCAACAGCGUCUUUGAGCAGAAAUACAUGUUCUGAUGUUUGUCUGCGUGAUGCGUUUCCUUUGUGUCAUGUGUGCGGACUCUUUAAAUUGAUUGAUUUAGCAUGUGCUGGUUAUUCCAUUCAAUUGAGUGUGCUUAAAAUAUUUUCAUUUGAAAUAUAUCAGUAGAAAAUGUCACAAAAAAGUACAGUUUGUCAUUAAAAGUCUGACAAAUUAAGAAUGUGUUAAAAUAAUUGUGUUAAUAAUUAUAGUAUGUGUAAAGAAAAUCAUAAAAAUAAGUCAUGACAUUUUAUGUUGAAAAUAUUAACUUGAAAAACUAUAUUCUUAGUGAAAAAUACAAUAAAAAGUCAUAUAUAAUAAGUAAACAAACAUAUCAAAGUCAUAUUUUGAACAAUGUUGUGUAUAACUAAAAAUAUAUUGAAAAGUCUUCAUAGUAAGUAUGUGGAAAAAAUCGCUGCAGUGACAUGAAAAUGAAAUAUGAUGAAAUAUGAUAAAAGUCAUGGUAAUGAAUAAAACUCUGUACGGUAUGUUAAGAAAUAUAUAGUUUAGUCAUAGUAUUUGUCAUAGUUCAGU
Messenger RNA from Eleginops maclovinus (Patagonian blennie), 2178 nucleotides. Its product is annotated as gamma-glutamyl hydrolase-like. Gene Ontology annotation, biological process: lipid transport; tissue regeneration; tetrahydrofolylpolyglutamate metabolic process. Gene Ontology annotation, cellular component: vacuole. NCBI's taxonomy places the organism in Eukaryota, Metazoa, Chordata, Actinopteri, Perciformes, Eleginopidae. The transcript has 15 exons. The record is from RefSeq and is a predicted model, not a curated record. Gene Ontology annotation, molecular function: gamma-glutamyl-peptidase activity; lipid binding. Bases 216 to 1643 code for a protein of 475 amino acids.